This is a messenger RNA of Caenorhabditis auriculariae, 1515 nucleotides long. NCBI's taxonomy places the organism in Eukaryota, Metazoa, Nematoda, Chromadorea, Rhabditida, Rhabditidae. The record is from the annotation of a GenBank genome assembly.
AUGAAUUACACAUUGGAAGCUUUGCUGGCAUCACUUUUGUGGGUUUCAUCUGGCGAAAUAACUGAGUCGAGCGGAUCUCUGAAGCAAGUUGCCCUGGCCUUUCGAGCCGCGACAGCGGUACUUUCAAGCUGAAAAUCGAGUUUAUUUGUCGGAGCAGACCGGAGAGUACGUGAACGCCAUCGUGACUGUCGUCGACGUCUACGGUGAUGCGACGACCUACGCCUUCUCUCCCGAUAACGACUCUUCCACUGACUUUUUGUGAGCUUUUCGCAUUUUAUUUUUGAAAAAUGCACGAGAAGGUACGAGCAUCCGUUACCUGAGAUAACCUACACUGCGAAGCCUCUCGAAGACGCCUUUUCUUUUUUUGUCGCAUCUCUUCUGAACGUCAGCCUUGUUGGCGAGGCCAGAAUCGUUGCUGUGAGUCUUCUGAACGUCUCUGUCGUCGCCUAUUAGCCCUUUUCAGAACAAACUUACUUCAUCCAUGAACACGACUUUGGAUUCUCUUCUCUUGGAACCCAACAUGACGCUGCCGAUUAUAAAUGCUUUCCAUUUCAGUACCUACGACGUUUCUCUGAUUCGAAGACUGUUAGAAGUUACUGUCCAUCAGCCUGAGCGAAUCCGCAUUUCUUUCUUCUCCUUUGCAGAAAGAAUGAUGAAGCUCAUCGACAACAGCGUGCUGGAUAUCCCAAAAGUGAGACUGACUCUUGUCCUUUGAAUCAAUGACGUCAAAGGUGAGACGCACGAGCAGACUUCUGAUGGACGGCAUCCAAUGUGACGCCAAAGACGAGCAACUUCUGAAUCUCUCUUCCAAAACCAUCCAACUCCGUUCCUUAACAUUGACUAGUGCCUCUAUCAACACGAUCCUUAAGGUUGGUCCCGGGAAAAGUCCUAAUUUUUUUGAAAAGCACUGGAAAUUCGCUCAAAUCACGAGCAAUUAGUUGUUUUCGGCGAGGCAGGUGUCGCAAAUGUCAACGUUUCGAGUUUUUCAGGACUGAUGGCAUAAAAGCAGCCCAAAAAACUCCUCUUUUUAUUCCUAAGCUAUUAAAAAAAGUUCAAUAAUGUGUUUAAAAACUUUAUCAGAAUACUUGGAGCUGGUUUUUGAAUGCGAACAUACUUUAUUCACCUCGCUCGUCGCAUAAAUUUCUACUAAUUUCGAAGUUAAAAACUCUGCUACGAAAAUAAUGCGUCAAUGACUGUUUUUGUAAGAAAUGUCUCGUAUUAGCUAAAAAAGUUCAGAUUUUUCUAGCACUGGCAAGACGGCAGCCGUGAAUUGGAAAAUUUGCGGAUUGUUACCGACGAUCUGCAGCGAGCUGAAGUGAUGACAGGCGUCCAGAAAAAGUUAUUAUUCAUCUCUAUCGAACCAAUUUUUCCUUUAGGACGAUAUCGCGCAACGUGUGGCGCGUGCGAAAUCGCGCCGGCGUCGUUGGCACAGUUUCAAUCAGCCGAUCUCCAACAAUAAUGUUCGACCCCAAGCCCACUUUUGAAUUCUCAAUUAAUCCCAUUUUCAUGUCCUGA